This is a messenger RNA of Quercus lobata, 5109 nucleotides long. RefSeq names its product DNA-directed DNA polymerase (gene ICU2). Lineage: Eukaryota; Viridiplantae; Streptophyta; Magnoliopsida; Fagales; Fagaceae. Gene Ontology annotation, biological process: lagging strand elongation; mitotic DNA replication initiation; DNA replication. Gene Ontology annotation, cellular component: alpha DNA polymerase:primase complex. The transcript has 31 exons. The record is from RefSeq and is a predicted model, not a curated record. Gene Ontology annotation, molecular function: single-stranded DNA binding; nucleotide binding; DNA replication origin binding. Bases 209 to 4900 code for a protein of 1563 amino acids.
AAAAAAGUCAUCCAUUGCCAUUAGAAACAUUCGCGCCCAAAACCACAAAAUUUUCCCGCCAUUUUACACCCAUUGAAGUCCAUUUCCCAUUUCGCCCCAACGAUUUCAGAAAGAAAGAGAGUGAGAAAAGGAAAAGAAAGUGCCUCUCAGUCUCAGAUUCGAAGAGAGAAACACACUCACACUCGCACUCACAAAACCAGAGUAGACAAUGGCGGACGAGCAAUCUGCAGCUUCCGCUCGACGGCGGGCCCGAGGCCCAGAGGCGACGGCGCGCCACGAGGCUUUAGAGCGUCUGAAAGCCCUUCGUCAGGGCGGAUCCCGCCGAUCAGAGUCCGGCGCCGGCGUAGAGUUCCAGAUCAAGCUGGAGAAACCGAUUUACGACACCGUCGAAGAGGACGAGUACGAUGCACUCGUGGCCAAGCGGCGAGAGGAGGCUAGGGCUUUUAUUGUCGACGACGACGGCCUCGGCUAUGGCGACGAGGGCGAGGAAGAGGACUGGUCUAAGUCCAGCCUCCCUUUAUCGUCCGGUGAGUCGGACGGCGAACCGGAGAGGCCGAAGCGGAAGAAGGCAGAGAAGAGGGAGCCACAGCCGAAGAAACCCUCCGCUUCUUCUGCUUCUUUAUCGGCCGCCGCAGCUAUGAUGGGGAAACAGAGGCUCUCGUCGAUGUUCACAUCGUCAGUGUUCAAAAAGGGCAAGGAUGAGAAGGCGAAAGGGUUUUCGGGUUGUGAUAGUAUUGUUGAUGAUGUGAUUGCAGAGUUUGCACCGGAUGAGAACGAUAGAGAGUGGCGUAGAAGGUCGCAACCGCAACCGCAAUUGCAAUUGCAUUCGGGUUCGGUGCCGGUUUCCAAGAGUUUUGCUCCGGUUAGUGGUGUUAAGAGCGAGAAUUUAUAUGUUGGAGGAGCUGAUUUUGUAGAUAGGAGUGAAUUGGCAAGUGGGGUUGUUGCCAAUGGUGAUUCUGUGUUGAAUUUGGAGCGAAAUCGUGAGGAGGAUGAGAAGGUGGGUUUGAUUGAGGAAUCUGAAGGUGGGGGAGGAUUGAAAUGUGAGGACCCAAUUGUGGAAUUGGAUAAAUUUUCAAGUAAAGAAGGUUUAAUUGAGGAGAAGAUGGAGAAUGGUGUUGAAAUGAAUGCGGAAACGGUGGUCAAGAAGGAAGAGAAUAAGGGUUAUGCUUUGAAUGCAAAGAUUAAAAAAGAAGAGAACAAUCCGGCCUUGAGUGCGACUGCAGGAUGGCAGGCAGUGAGGAGUGGAGGAAAUGGGAGCAUUGAUGGUGGUGUUGCAAAGGAGGUCAGUAAUGGUUCAAGCUGUGAAGAGAAGACGGAUUUCGAUCUGGACUCAGAUGGUUCAAUGCCUUUCUACAUUCUUGAUGCGCACGAGGAGUUUUAUGGUGCUAAUAUGGGCGUCGUAUAUCUGUUUGGGAAGGUCAAAGCAGGAAGUACAUACCAUAGUUGCUGUGUUGUUGUAAAGAACAUGCAAAGAUGUGUCUAUGCAAUUCCAAAUGGCUCUUUGUUUCACAGUGAAGAGAUGAUAAAGCUUGAGAAAGAUUUGGCAGAAUCUCGGGUUUCUCCCACAGUUUUCCAUACAAGGCUGCAACAUUUGGCUUCAGGAUUAAAGAGUGAAAUUGCAAAGAAGUUGUUAGAUAUCAAUGUCUCAGCUUUUAGCAUGGCACCGGUUAAGAGGAAAUAUGCAUUUGAGCGAUCUGACAUACCUAUGGGGGAGAAUUAUGUACUUAAGAUCAAUUAUCCAUUCAAGGACCCGCCACUUCCAGUGGAUUUAAAAGGGGAAUCUUUCUCUGCUCUGCUAGGAACUCAUUGCAGUGCUUUGGAGCUUUUUCUUAUUAAAAGGAAGAUUAAGGGGCCUUCCUGGUUAUCAGUUUCAAAAUUUUCCAGUUGUCCAACUCCUCAACGGGUGAGCUGGUGCAAAUUUGAGGUGACUGUUGACUCUCCAAAAGACAUACAGAUGUCAUCUUCAUCAAAGGAGAUUCCUCCAGUGGUUGUUACAGCAAUAAAUUUGAAAACUAUUAUCAAUGAAAAGCAGAACAUAAAUGAAAUUGUCUCCGCAUCUGUUGUUUGCUGUCACAAGGCCAAGAUUGACACUCCAAUGUUGGCCUCAGAAUGGAAGAGACCUGGUAUGCUUAGCCAUUUUACUGUUGUCCGCAAGCUUGAUGGGAACAUAUUUCCAAUGGGAUUUGCUAAAGAGGCUACUGAUAGAAACUCAAAGGCUGGAUCAAAUGUUAUAAGCUCUGAAAGCAGUGAAAGGGCUUUGUUAAAUAGGUUGAUGAUUGAAUUAUACAAGUUGGAUAGUGAUGUUCUGGUUGGACAUAAUAUAUCGGGGUUUGAUCUGGAUGUACUUCUCCACAGAGCUCAGACUUGCAGAGUACCUAGCAGUAUGUGGUCCAAAAUAGGUCGCCUCAAGCGUUCUGUGAUGCCUAGGCUUGUAAAAAGAAGCAACAUGUUUGGGUCUGGGGCAAGUCCAGGAAUCAUGUCUUGCAUUGCUGGUCGGCUCUUAUGUGAUACAUAUUUGUGUUCCCGUGACCUAUUAAAAGAGGUCAGUUAUUCUUUGACACAACUUGCAAAGACUCAGCUGAACAAAGAUCGGAAGGAGAUCACUCCACAUGAUAUUCCUAGAAUGCUUCAAACUUCAGAAUCUCUCAUGGAACUCAUUGAAUACGGUGAGACAGAUGCUUGGCUGUCUAUGGAACUCAUGUUUCACUUGAGUGUUCUGCCCCUCACACGUCAGCUGACUAGUAUCAGUGGUAAUCUCUGGGGAAAAACUCUUCAGGGUGCUAGAGCACAGAGAGUAGAAUAUCUUUUAUUGCAUGCAUUUCAUGCAAAGAAAUAUAUUGUCCCGGACAAGAUGUCAUAUCCUAUGAAGGAGACAAAAUUAACAAAACGAAGAAUUAACCAUGGUGUUGAGGAUGGAAAUUUUGAUGAAUUGGAAGUGGAUGAUGCAAAUAUUGAUAAUGAUGUCCCCCAUAGUGAUCAUGGAAAAGGCAAAAAAGGUCCAGCCUAUGCAGGUGGCUUGGUCUUGGAGCCAAAGAAGGGUUUAUAUGACAAGUAUAUAUUACUUCUGGAUUUCAAUAGUCUUUACCCUUCUAUCAUUCAGGAAUACAAUAUCUGCUUCACAACAGUUGAGAGAUCUUUGGAUGGAUUAGUUCCCCGCUUACCAUCUAGUAAAACGACAGGAGUGCUACCUGAGUUGCUGAAAUAUCUGGUAGGAAGGAGGAAAAGGGUGAAGCAAUUGAUGAGGACUGAAUCUGGUCUCAAAGUCCAGCAACUAGACAUUCUGCAACAAGCAUUAAAGCUCACUGCAAACAGUAUGUAUGGGUGCCUGGGGUUUUCCAAUUCACGAUUUUAUGCGAAGCCACUGGCAGAGCUUAUAACACUACAAGGAAGGGAGAUUCUGCAGAGUACAGUUGAUCUUGUUCAGAAUAAUUUGAACUUGGAGGUAAUAUAUGGUGAUACAGAUUCCAUUAUGAUUUACAGUGGGCUUGAUGAUAUUCCAAAAGCAAAAGCAAUUGCAGAGAAAGUCAUCCAAGAGGUUAACAAGAAGUAUAGGUGUUUAGAAAUUGAUCUUGAUGGUUUGUACAAGAGAAUGCUGCUUCUCAAGAAAAAGAAAUAUGCAGCUGUCAAAGUGCAGCAGCUUAAGGAUGGGUCUCCAUACGAGGUUAUUGAACGCAAGGGUCUUGAUAUGGUUCGUCGUGACUGGAGCUUACUAUCAAAGGAGUUGGGGGAUUUUUGCCUAAGUCAAAUUUUGUCGGGAGGGUCAUGUGAGGAUGUUGUUGAAUCAAUACAUAACUCUCUAAUGAAGGUACAAGAAGAUAUGAGAAAUGGACAAGUGUCACUUGAGAAAUACAUCAUCACAAAGACAUUGACUAAACCCCCUGAAGCCUACCCAGAUGCCAAAAACCAACCACAUGUUCAAGUGGCACAACGGUUGAAGCAAAGUGGUUACACUGCAGGCUGCAGUGUUGGUGAUACAGUCCCUUAUAUAAUAUGCUGUGAGCAGGGGACUGGUUCAGCUAGUUCAACAGGGAUUGCUCAGCGUGCUAGACAUCCUGAUGAACUGAAAAGAGAAGAUGGGAAAUGGAUGAUUGACAUUGAUUACUACUUAUCACAGCAGAUUCAUCCUGUGGUAUCACGGCUUUGUGCUUCAAUUCAAGGUACAAGCCCAGAACGCUUGGCUGACUGCUUAGGGCUGGACUCAUCUAAGUUUCAAAACAAAUCAAGUGAAGCUGUCAACAAUGAUCCUUCCAGCUCACUCUUAUUCGCCGUAGAUGAUGAGGAGAGAUAUCGGGGUUGUGAGCCUUUGAUCUUGUCAUGUCCCAGUUGCUCUGGUACUUUUGACUGUCCAGCUGUCUUCAGUUCCCUUUGUAUGUCAAUCAGUGAUAAGCCAGCAAAGCCACAAGUAGAGGAACCCCCCUGCAAUUUUUGGCAAAGGUUGCGCUGUCCCAAAUGCCCAGAAGAAGGCACAGUGGGUAGAAUAUCUCCUGCACUGAUUGCCAACCAGGUCAAAAGGCAAGCAGAGGGGUUUGUGUCAAAGUACUACAAGGGCGUAAUGACCUGUGAUGAUGAAACUUGCAAAUACACCACACGCAGUCUCAACCUCCAGCUGGUUGGUGAUUCUGAGAAAGGAACAGUUUGUCCAAACUAUCCUCGCUGUAAUGGACGUCUCAUUAGAAAGUACACUGAAGCAGAUUUGUACAAGCAGCUGGCAUAUUUCUGCCAUUUGUUAGACACUGUACGCUGCAUAGAAAAGAUGGAGGGUAGCACUAGACUACCGCUUGAGAGAGAGUUGGCCAAAAUUCGGCCGAUGGUCCAGUUGGCUGCAUCAACUGUUCAAGGGAUACGGGAUCGUUGUGCCUAUGGGUGGGUACAGCUGCAGGAUUUUAUCAUCACAGUCUGAAUUUCUAAAUGAUGCAGAUCUUGGCGCGUUAAUGUUAGUUUAGAUUAUUCUUCUUUUACCUUCUGCUUUGUAUAUAUUGGACAUAAAUUUAUACAAUAUAGGGCCUGGAAAAUCAAAGAGAGCUUGUAAAACUCAACAAGUUUGGUGAAUUAAAAAUCAUUUGUAUACUGUUGAUAUUUAUAAGCACAUGGCACAUAGUUUUAAUCGUA